Molecule: messenger RNA, 2703 nt
Organism: Theobroma umbraticum
Lineage: Eukaryota; Viridiplantae; Streptophyta; Magnoliopsida; Malvales; Malvaceae
Gene: ASG2
Product: transducin family protein / WD-40 repeat family protein
Biological process (GO): negative regulation of fatty acid biosynthetic process
Cellular component (GO): Cul4-RING E3 ubiquitin ligase complex; cytoplasm
Molecular function (GO): protein binding
Source: RefSeq, a predicted model, not a curated record
UGCUUAAAUCUCACGCAACAAUCUUAACCUACUCCUCCUUUCACUAAACAAAAACCUCUCAUGCUCUUUUUAUUAAUUUUUUCGGUGAAGUGUAGAAAUAUUAGGAACGCACACGGGGCAACUAGGUUCAUCAUUUGCAUUCGUGUCUCAAAAGCCUUGGCAUACUAAGUAGAAAAAGUUUUUUCCAUUGGCGAACCCAAACAAAACCGUGCGAGCUUCUAAAAACGCUAAGAGAUUGUUUUCAGCAUUUGAGAGAACGCUUUGAUCAUCGCCGAUUACAACCGUCACUGGCGAUCGGAGCUAGGGUUUUGGAAUAUCUUUCCAUUUUUUAAAAAUAAUACUCGAUGGAGGAGUGGCCGUUCCACGACGGCAACGCACACAAUCUACUCAAGAGCAGGCACAUCGACAUUCGCCACGAUGUUGAUCACAGUUUGCAAAUGCAUUCGUCUUUGAUACAGAGGCUUUCACUGGAACGAGAAUUGGAGGGGCAUCAGGGUUGUGUAAAUGCUGUGGCUUGGAAUUCAAAUGGUUCACUUUUGAUUUCUGGAUCUGAUGAUGCACGGAUCAAUAUUUGGAGCUACUCUGGUCGAAAGCUUUUGCACUCUAUAGAGACAGGGCAUUCUGCAAAUAUAUUCUGUACAAAGUUUAUUCCUGAAACUUCUGAUGAGCUUGUGGUCUCCGGAGCUGGUGAUGCAGAGGUUCGGUUAUUUAAUUUGUCUCGCUUAAGUGGGAGAUGGCUCAAUGACGGUACUAUUACUCCAUCGGCGCUCUAUCAGUGUCACACAAGAAGAGUUAAAAAACUGGCGGUUGAAGUUGGAAACCCCAAUGUGGUCUGGAGUGCAAGUGAAGAUGGAACUCUGAGACAGCAUGACUUUCGAGAGGGCACUUCUUGUCCUCCAGCGGGAUCUUCUCACCAAGAGUGUCGCAAUGUUCUACUUGACUUGCGUUGUGGGGCCAAGAGGUCACUAGCUGAUCCUCCUAGACAUACUCUUGCCUUAAAAUCUUGUGAUAUCAGUUCUACUAGACCUCAUUUGCUCCUUGUUGGUGGGAAUGAUGCAUUUGCUCGUCUGUAUGAUCGAAGGAUGCUGUCACCACCCACCUCAUGCCAGAAAAGAAUGCCACCACCUACUUGUGUUAAUUUUUUCUGCCCAAUGCAUCUUUCUGACCGUGGUCGAUCAAGUUUGCACUUAACUCAUGUUACGUUUAGCCCUAAUGGAGAAGAGGUUCUACUUAGCUAUGGUGGGGAACAUGUAUAUCUAAUGGACGUAAAUCAUGCAGCUAGUGGGAGUUUAGUGAAAUAUUCUUCGGGAGAUGCUGCAAAAUUGAUGACUUUCACUUCUGCACUAAAUGGAGUAGAGCGCCAACCACCUGUCUCCAGUGUCUUCCAAAAUGGUCUCCCUAGAAGAAGCAACACUGCUGCAAAGAUUGAAAAAUGCAGGAAGUUGGUUGAAAUUGCUAGAAAAUCCUUAGAAUAUGGGACGAAUAUUUUCCAUGCAAUUGAGGCAUGCAAUGAAAUCUUGGAUGGACAUGGUAGUGAUAUUGGGCCUGUGCUAAGGCAUGAAUGUUUUUGUACACGUGCUGCCUUGUUGCUGAAGAGAAAGUGGAAAAAUGAUGCCCAUAUGGCCAUUAGAGAUUGCCAUAAUGCUCGAAGAAUAGACAGUUCUUCCUUUAGAGCUCAUUAUUAUAUGGCUGAGGCUUUAGAACAGUUGGGCAAACAUAAAGAAGCUAUGGACUUUGCUGUUGCAGCACAAUGUUUAUCUCCAUCUGAAACUAAGGCUGCCGAGAAAGUGGAGAACAUAAGAAAAGAUCUUGCUGCAGCUGAGGCUGAAAGAAAUAACAAGGCGAGUGAUGGGGCAUCUAGGUCUGAACCUCGAACUGGAAGGGUAUUGUCACUGAGUGACAUACUCUAUCGCUCUGAAGCUAAUAGUGAUGCUUCCCAAGAUGGUCCAAGAUCUGACAGAGAAGAUUCUGAUUAUGACGAGGAGCUGGAAUUAGAUUUUGAAACUUCAAUAUCAGGUGAUGAAGGACGUGAUGUUGAAUCUAACGUACUACAUGGAAGUUUAAAUCUUAGAAUUCAUCGAAGAGGUGAUUCAACAAGGGAAACUGGUGCGAAUGGUUCAUGUGGCUCUCCAUCCUCGUCAUCGCAAAAUGAUAGAGCAGCUUAUCAGGCCGAGGCAGUUAUUGAUAUGAAGCAGAGAUAUGUUGGACACUGUAAUGUUGGAACUGACAUCAAACAGGCCAGUUUCCUUGGUCAGAGAGGAAUCUGGUGUCAUUUUGAUGCAUAUUGAAUCUGGAUGAACUCUAGAAGUCUUCUAUUGGAUCACAACAUUUGUUGCUUGUUGGACAUUUGAUCUGUAACAAAUAAGUUUGUUGUCAAGCAACAUGUCAAUUGCUUUCUAGUCUUUUCAUUGGUGGUCUAAUGGCUGCCGCGUGUAAAUAUGGUCUUUCCUUUGGCAACAUGCAAUGUCUGGUGCCCAACACAAAGGGGCUUCAAGAUGAAGUGUCCAUAUAUCCCCAGGAAAGAUGUUUUCUUUUUCAUCUUAGUCACAUUUCUUGUUGAUUGUGCUGUUGUUAAUUCAUUGUUCAUUGAACAUUAUGAGUUAAUGAAAUCAGUUCUGAUUGGGAAAAACUGUUACUCAUGAGUAGUGGAACUGGGUCUGCAUGCAAUUUUAGCAGUGAAACUGUUAUCAUGACAUCCUCUGU